AAGCAGCCGUGUGCUGGGAAAUGGGUUCCCGGACUUCCCCAAAGCUUAUUCAUUGCACCUCCUCCCCUCCUAGAUAUUAAAAAGGCACCAGAGCUGCGCUGCCUGCUCCAAUUGGGAACCACAGCAGCCCUAGAGCCAAUCAAUGACAAGACGUGAGUGAGAAGGUCCGCUGCAGAGCGGAGACUGACCCCUAUGUGACAGUUCUGGGGGUCCAUAUAGUCAAGAGAGGAAGAGCUUUCAGCUGAAUAGUUGGAGAAUUAGAAGAAUCAACUUUUCCUAUUCUGUUCUGUUGGCUCCGAAGGUGAAGCUUUCUGGGAGGGCGACGCACGAUGGAGCACUGGAGAAUAUUGUUGCUGACACUACUGAUGGCUCUGGUUCUGCCGGCCAUAGAGGGAAGUGUCCUGUCCAAACAGCGUAUGAAAGGCAGAUUUCAAAGGGACCGUAGAAAUAUCCGCCCCAAUAUCAUCCUCGUCCUGACCGACGACCAAGAUGUGGAACUUGGCUCCAUGCAGGUGAUGAAUAAAACAAGGAGGAUCAUGGAACAAGGAGGCACCCACUUCAUCAACGCAUUUGUAACAACUCCAAUGUGCUGCCCGUCACGCUCCUCUAUCCUCACCGGGAAGUACGUCCAUAACCACAACACCUACACCAACAAUGAGAACUGCUCCUCCCCGUCCUGGCAGGCCCAACAUGAGACGCACACCUUCUCUGUGUAUCUCAAUAACACCGGUUAUAGGACAGCUUUCUUUGGCAAAUACCUCAAUGAAUAUAACGGCACCUACGUCCCCCCCGGCUGGAAAGAGUGGGUCGGACUGGUGAAAAAUUCUCGUUUUUACAACUACACCCUCUGCCGCAAUGGAAUUAAGGAAAAACAUGGCUUUGACUAUGCCCAGGAUUACCUGACGGAUCUCAUCACAAACGACAGCAUCAGCUUCUUCCGAACGUCCAAAAAAGUCUAUCCUCACCGGCCCGUUCUGAUGGUCUUGAGUCACGUGGCCCCACACGGUCCAGAAGAUUCUGCCCCUCAGUAUUCCCAGAUGUUUCCGAACGCAUCCCAACACAUUACCCCAAGUUAUAACUACGCCCCAAACCUAGACAAGCACUGGAUAAUGCGAUACACUGGCCCAAUGAGGCCCAUCCAUAUGGAAUUCACCAACAUGCUGCAGCGGAGACGGCUCCAGACUCUCAUGUCUGUGGACAACUCCAUGGAGAUGGUUUACAACAUGCUGGUUGAAACUGGGGAACUGGAAAACACCUACGUCAUUUACACCGCUGACCACGGGUAUCACAUCGGGCAGUUCGGAUUGGUCAAAGGAAAAUCAAUGCCUUACGAAUUCGACAUCCGAGUUCCCUUCUACGUCCGUGGACCAAAUGUGGACGCAGGAUCUUUGAAUCCCCACAUUGUACUGAACAUUGAUCUGGCACCUACAAUCCUAGACAUCGCCGGCCUGGACAUUCCACCAGAAAUGGACGGCAAGUCGAUUCUGAAACUGUUAGAGACUGAGAGACCUGUCAAUAGGUUUCACGUUCACAAGAAAGGCAAGGUUUGGAGAGAUUCAUUCCUGGUGGAAAGAGGUAAGCUGCUGCACAAGAGGGACAACGACAAGGUGGAUGCCCAGGAAGAGAAUUUUCUGCCCAAAUACCAACGGGUCAAAGAUCUGUGCCAGCGGGCCGAAUACCAGACCGCCUGUGAACAGCUGGGGCAGAAAUGGCAGUGUGUGGAGGAUCCGUCCGGCAAACUGCGGCUCCAUAAGUGCAAAGGAAUGGCGGGACUCGCGGCAACGCCGAACGUCAGAAGGAAAUCUCCGAACCUCAUGUCCAACUACUUCACCUCCAGCAGCGACGAGUGCAACUGCCCCAGUCUGGGCUACAAGCUGACCCCCCUCGGCCGACGCAAGAAGCUGAUGGCCAAGAAAAAGUACAAGGCGACUUACCUAAAGAAUCGCUCCACGCGGUCUGUGUCCAUUGAGGUGGAUGGAAAAGUGUUUCACGUGGGCAUUGAGCAGGAGUACCAGCCAAUCAUGAGGAAUGUUACUAAGAGGCAAAUGUCGGGCCUGGAUGAUGAUGAGGACAAAGACAUGGAAGAUUACAGUGGAACGGGAGGACUCACCAAUGAUCUCAUUGUUCCCAGUUCCAUUAAAGUAACUCAUCGGUGCUUCAUUCUGGCCAAUGACACGGUGCAGUGCGACAUGGAUCUGUACAAAUCGCUGCAGGCCUGGAAGGAUCACAAGCUUCACGUCGACCACGAGAUUGAAACAUUACAGAGUAAAAUAAAGAACCUGAGAGAAGUCAGAGGACACCUGAAGAAGAAGAGGCCGGAGGAGUGUGACUGUAGCAAAAUCAGUUACAUCAAAAAUGGAAAAAUGAAACACAAGGGAACGAUGAUGCACCCGUUCAAGAAAUCCCUGAAGGAAAAGGACCAGGUCUGGCUCCUACGUGAGCAGAGACACAAAAAGAAACUGCGGAAACUGCUGAAGAGACUGAAGAACAACGACACUUGCAGCAUGCCCGGCCUCACCUGCUUCACUCAUGAUAAUCAGCACUGGCAGACUGCCCCCUUCUGGACGUUGGGACCGUUCUGCGCCUGCACCAGCGCCAACAACAACACCUACUGGUGCCUGAGGACCAUAAACGAAACGCACAACUUCCUGUUCUGUGAAUUCGCCACCGGUUUCCUGGAGUAUUUUGACCUGAACACGGACCCAUAUCAGUUGAUCAAUGCAGUGAACACAUUGGAGCGGGAUGUUCUGAACCAGUUGCACGUGCAGCUCAUGGAGUUGAGAAGCUGUAAAGGUUACAGGCUGUGCAACCCCAGGACACGGAGCUUGGAGCUGGGAUUCAAAGACGGCAGUUUUGAGCAGUACAGGCAACUGCAGCGGAGAAAGUGGCCCAAAAUGAAGAAACCUUCCUCUAAAUCCUUAGGCCAACUAUGGGACGGAUGGGAAGGCUAAAGCUCCAAGCAGGAGAUAUCGCAUAGAUUUUGAUUUGGACAUGUUUGAAGACCAACCCUUGAGAUUGCACAAACUUGAAGACCAACCCUUGGGAUUGUGGGUGAGACUCUACAUUUUGAGGAGGACUUAUGGGUUAUAUAGUUUGGCCUGUUGUGUUUUUAUUGGACUCAUUGCAGUAUGAGAGGAGCUGGUUCCUCUCUGAAUGUCCACAACUAAAAAAAAAGCUGCUUUUGUGCCCCAUACAAUCUGGGUGCUGGUGACAAUGUUCUUCCAUCUAAAGCACCCGAGACAAGAGGCCCCAAUCUUUGUGCUUCAGCUUCUAAGUAAAGACAAGACUUGUACUAGGAUCAACCUUACUCCAGAUCACAGUAUACAGAAAUACAACAGCCCAAUCUUUAUAAAGGACCACUCUUCUUCUCACAAGGGGGUAAAGGCCCUCAACCAGGCCAAGGUUUACUAACGAAGACUUACUGUAAAUAUAAAGCGGUGGCCAAAAGCCCGACGGACAACGUGUAGACAGAAGUUCAUUGUGAAAUCACGGGAGCAGUGAAACUCUCAGUAUGAAAUUGUUACUUACUUGUUGCAUAAUAAAAUUUCAUAACUGAUCGACUUUAAA
Messenger RNA from Xenopus laevis (African clawed frog), 3567 nucleotides. RefSeq names its product sulfatase 2 S homeolog (gene sulf2.S). The record is from RefSeq and is a predicted model, not a curated record. The transcript is spliced from 21 exons. Lineage: Eukaryota; Metazoa; Chordata; Amphibia; Anura; Pipidae. Gene Ontology annotation, biological process: positive regulation of Wnt signaling pathway; glomerular basement membrane development; kidney development. The coding region runs from base 330 to 2951 and encodes 873 amino acids. Gene Ontology annotation, cellular component: endoplasmic reticulum; Golgi apparatus; extracellular region. Gene Ontology annotation, molecular function: glycosaminoglycan binding; calcium ion binding; N-acetylglucosamine-6-sulfatase activity.